Messenger RNA from Carassius gibelio (silver crucian carp), 2162 nucleotides. Its product is annotated as sentrin-specific protease 8. The record is from RefSeq and is a predicted model, not a curated record. The transcript is spliced from 2 exons. Gene Ontology annotation, molecular function: deNEDDylase activity; cysteine-type peptidase activity. NCBI's taxonomy places the organism in Eukaryota, Metazoa, Chordata, Actinopteri, Cypriniformes, Cyprinidae. Gene Ontology annotation, biological process: proteolysis. The coding region runs from base 184 to 822 and encodes 212 amino acids.
CGCUUUGCCCCUCAACACUGUCGCAAUCGCGUAGAAGCGCGACAUUUUCUAUAACAACAGUGAAUUGUUUACGGCACCCGCCCUCGUUGAGCCUUUGAAGAGGAAGGUGAACGUUAUGAGAGCUUACUUUGGGGACUCUUUCUUUAGCAAGUAACUGCUGCUGUCAUUCUGGUUGCCUUGAGGAUGGAUCCAGUGGUACUGAGCUACCAGGACAGUCUCCUGCGGUGCUCAGAUGUGGCACUUUUAAAUGGACCCCACUGGCUCAACGAUCAAGUCAUAGGUUUCGCCUUUGAGUACUUUGCAACAGAACCCUUCAAAGGUUUGGGUGAGAAGGUCUGUUUCAUCAGCCCUGAAGUCGCUCAGUUUAUAAAGUACGCCUCAUGUCAAGAGGAACUCGCCAUUUUCCUGGAGCCGCUGAGUCUCGCAUCUCGUCGGUGGGUUUUUUUGGCUGUCAAUGACAACUCUAAUCAAUCAGCCGGUGGCUCCCAUUGGAGCCUGCUUCUCUAUCGGCGAGACACCGGCCAGUUCUCCCACUACGACUCCCAGAGUGGAAGCAACUCAUUGCAUGCCCGGCGUAUUGCAGCUAAGUUGGAGGCUUUUGUAGGCACUGGAACGAAAGUGCCCUUUGUGGAGGAGCAAAGCCCCUCGCAGCAGAACAGCUAUGACUGUGGCAUGUAUGUGAUCUGUAAUGCUGAGGCUCUGUGUGAGAGUGCUAGAGUCGAGGGCUGUCCCCACCUGCCCGCUCAGAUCAUAACACCCACCUACAUUACACGGAAACGGACAGAAUGGUAUUCACUAAUACAGAGACUUGCCAAGGAAUGACUAGCUGACCCUUUAUAUCAUGCAACGGCAUCGCAUGAACUCUAUUAGCCACUGGGCAAAGUGAACACACUUAUUUAUCAUAGUCAAUCCUGCACAAAGGUUGCACAAUAUAAACUGCAUUUGAAAACAGCAUGCACUUCUCAAACAUUUUUGCCAAACUCUUAAAUGUAUAGUUCAUACAAAAAUGAAAAUUCCAUCAACUAUUUACUCACGUCGUUCUAAUCCCAAAAUGAGAAGUUUUUUUAAUUAUUUUUUUCAUACGGUGUAAGUGAAUUUGGACUGCUCUAUCAUGCUCCAGUAAUUACAAAUAAAGCAUCAUUAUUGAAUAGUUCACCCAAAAGAUUAAAAUUAGCUGGGAAUGUAUUAAUCCUUGGGCCACUGUGGUUUGGAAAAAAUGUAGCAAAACACCACUUGAUAACCAGUGGAUCUUCUGCAGUGAAUGGGUGCCGUCAGAAUGAAAGUCCAAACAUCUGAUAAAAAUAUCCCAAUAAUGUUAAAAGCAUCAUGAUGGAUUUGUUUUGUACAAACUCAAAGCUUUUUGUUUCACUAGACUUUAAUUGAUAUAUUGAAGUUAUGCGACUUACUUGUGGAUUAUUGUGAUGUUUUUAUCAGCCACUUGGACUCUCAUUCUGACGGUACCCAUUCACUGCAGAGGAUCCAUUUAAUGUAAAUUACUCCAAAUCCAUUCCAAUGAAGAAACAAACUCAUCUACGUUAUGGAUGAGAAUUUUCUAUGUCUAUAAUGCCUGCAUUUUUUAUCAUAUUUUGAACUUGGCAGCCUCAGACAUCAUUCCCGUUGCAUUGUAUGAAAAUGUCAGCAUUCUGCGAAACAUCUUCCGUUAAGGAAACAAAGUCAUACAAGGGUGAGUAAAUCCAGAUUGAUGGUUUCACUUUUGGAUGUGCUGUUUCUUUUAAGAAAGCGUCUAAGACAUUUCCUCUAUUUUAAAAGAGAGAAGAAACUUGUGAUCAGUAUAACAAAUCAGUUGGUGCAGUAGAUUCAGAAUGUAUUGUUGCUGAUUAGUUUAGAUUAGUAGCAUGAAUUGAGUAACUGAAUGUGAUGCUUGUUUACAGGACUUUUUGCUCAGGGCUUAUUUUGAGAGGACUUCAGAUGACAAAGAAUGUGAUCUGUGUUAUAACUGUCUAAGGGAAAUGUUAUAUUAUAACACAUGCUGAAAAACAAAAAAAACAGUAGAGUAGUUUUAAAUUAACCAAGUGCAUCCUCUGGCUGAGCUGAAAAGAUGCUUUGUGACCUCACACCAGCAAAUGCAUGAUUGUGUGACAGUGUAUUCCUCAGCUGUAUAUACCAGUUUUCUUACAACUGAAUAAAACUGAUAAGAAUGA